AAUGAAUUCGACCGACUCAAAUUACCCAAAUAAGGAGGCCCAUUCAUGCCCAAGCCCAUUUUUGUCACCUAGACAACUAAAUUAUAACCCCUAAACACACUUUCUAUAAGACGUCAUUCGAGAGGGCGAAGAAAUGGGUUCAGGAACUGCAGGCGCAAGGUAUGGAAUAGCUGACUUUGGUAACCCUAAUAUGGUGAUGGCUCUUGCUGGAAACAAAGCUGAUUUAUUAGAUGCAAGGAAGGUGUCUGCAGAGGAGGCAGAGAUAUAUGCUCAAGAGAACAGCCUUUUCUUCAUGGAAACCUCUGCGAAAACCGCAACAAAUGUCAAAGACAUAUUCUACGAAAUUGCGAAAAGGCUACCACGUGUACAGCCAGCAGAAAACCCGACAGGAAUGGUUCUCCCAAACGGGCCAGGGGCUACGGCAGUGAGUUCAUCGUGUUGUGCUUAGUUUCGUACCUUAAGAGAGAUCUCUUUUGGUUGGUCGCGUAGUAGAGAACAUCGAGACUUCAUGUGUUUGCAUCUUCUUCAUCUUUGUUACUUUGCUUGCAUUGACAUCAACAACAGUGUAUAUCAUGAUAAUACUUCUGCCUUUGUGGAAUAUGAUGAUAUUUGUAUUUGGAGAGGUUUGUUUAACAACAGAGAUGGAAAUCGUGAAAGGCAAUUGGGAUCUACUUAUUGGUUGCUGAAGCAAAAAAUAUGCUUUGAUAAC
This is a messenger RNA of Arabidopsis arenosa, 709 nucleotides long. Lineage: Eukaryota; Viridiplantae; Streptophyta; Magnoliopsida; Brassicales; Brassicaceae. The record is from the annotation of a GenBank genome assembly.